Messenger RNA from Bombina bombina (fire-bellied toad), 4411 nucleotides. RefSeq names its product amine sulfotransferase. Gene Ontology annotation, cellular component: cytoplasm. The coding region runs from base 80 to 973 and encodes 297 amino acids. The record is from RefSeq and is a predicted model, not a curated record. The transcript is spliced from 7 exons. Gene Ontology annotation, molecular function: sulfotransferase activity. Gene Ontology annotation, biological process: sulfation. NCBI's taxonomy places the organism in Eukaryota, Metazoa, Chordata, Amphibia, Anura, Bombinatoridae.
CUUAAACCAAUUAAACGUGUUAUGUUUUUUUGUUCUCUAUAAAAAGCUUUUACUUGAAACUUGAUGGUGUGAUACAAAAAUGUCCCAAGAAGACCUUGAGAAGUUUGUAGAAUCAUUUUUAUUCAAGCACGAAGGAGUUUACUUUCAAAAGGAUUUAACUACACCUGAAUCUAUAGAUGCUGUGGGGCACUUUGAAAUCAGAGAAAGUGAUGUGUUUCUGGUCACUUAUCCAAAAUCUGGAACAAUUUGGACACAACAGAUUCUGAGUCUUAUCUUCAAUGAAGGUCAUCGAAGUGGAACAGAAGCCAUUACUAACUUGGACAGGGCACCUUGGAUUGAAUAUAAUGUGUACAACAUUGAUUAUGACAAACGUCCCUCUCCUCGUCUGUUUUCUACACACUUACCUCAUUAUUUAAUGCCGAGAGAUAUGAGAAAGCGAAAAGGCAAAGUUAUCUAUGUAUCAAGAAAUCCAAAAGAUGUUCUGGUUUCAUUUUAUCAUUUUCAUAAAAUGGUGGAAAAACAUGGCAAGACAGAAGACUUUGAAACUUUCUUCAACAUGUUUAUUUCAGGAUUAGUACUUUCAGGUUCUUGGUUUGAUCAUAUAAAAGGCUGGUACACCCACAGUGAAGAUUAUAAUUUUCUAUUUUUGACGUAUGAAGACAUGAAAAUGGAUCUACGAUCUGCUGUGCUGAAAAUCUGCAAAUUUGUGGAGAUAGAACUUGAUGAGGAAGCAGUGAAUAUUGUAGUGGAAAAAGCAACAUUCAGAAACAUGAAACGUGACCCACUUGCCAAUUAUACAUUUGUAACAGAUGGUAUCUUCGACCACAAGAAAGGCGAUUUUGUUCGCAAAGGCAUUGUAGGUGACUGGAAAAAUACCCUGACAGUAGCACAAAAUGAAACGUUUGAUAAGCUUUAUAAGGAGAAAAUGAAAGAUUUUCCCAUCUCCUUUGUUUGGAAUUUAGAACAACAUUGAUGUUCUUCAAGCAAACUAAACAAUGCAAACCUGGAAUGUGCAUUUAAAGACCCUGCUAUGAACGUUAGCAAUUAAGAAUAAUUUGGAGAAACAUUAUAUCUGAGAGUUCUUUUAAAUUUCAAAAAGAGUUAAAAUAAUUUACAUUACCUCUUUCAUAUUAUGACUAUUUUGAGAAUGGCAAAAAUAUAUUUUAUUAAGAUUACUUUAAAAAUUACGUAUAUAAUGCAUAAUUAUACUAGGGCGGACAAGAAAGAGCCAAUGUAAAGGAAAAAGCUCUCCCCAUCUUCAGCUGUCGACAGUAUAUGGGUGGACAUCUGCAUCACACAAGAAAGCAAUAAUGGACUAGGCUCUUCCGCCUGCAUUUUUCAAACAGGGUACACUCAGUCUGUUUACCUGUCCAUCAGCCAUAAGGAGGUGGGGGUCUACCUGCCUAAAUCCCAGAAACAUGUCGAAAACAUUUUUCCCACCACAGCACUAUCAUAUCACACCAUAUUUCUCUAACCAUUGGACCCUUGUAACACUUAUAGGUUGCCCCUACACAGCACACCUCAUAGUGAAACCCUCUCAAAACCCAUGGGCCCUGCAAAAUUACUUUUCUGAGUACCCACGGACCAAAUCCACCCAAAGAACCUAAAUCUAAAUGAUUGUUUUCCUACUUUAUUUUUAUUUUUUUGUCCAGUAUUUCUCUUUAUACUCUUUUGUGCCAUGGUAACAUAAACACUUAGGGGUCAAUUUAUUAUAGUGCGAGUGGACAUGAUUUGAUGUAGCGUAUCAUGUCCGCUGCACAUCAAUAAAUACUGUUGGCAUUUAUCAUUGCACCAGCAGGUGGACAGGUUAUGUAGCAGCGGUCUUUAGACCCCUUAGCAUACAGUAUGUCUGGACCUUGUUUGGGCUUACUUUUCAAAAGCAAACUUGUAAUUAUUUCUUAUUAACAGAAACAUAGAAUUUGACGGUAGAUAAGAACCAAAAGGCCCAUUAAGUCUAACCAUAUUAUAUGUCACUGUCUUCGUAGGAUAGUCUUAUGCAUGUCCUAAGAAUUUUUUUAUUCUUUUACAGUCCCUGAGUUUAUUACCUCUUUUGGAAGCUUAUUCCGUGAAUCCACCACCCUGUCAUUAAAACAAUGCUUCCUCACAUUUUUCCUGAAUCUGCUAGCCUCUAACUUAAAUUUGUGACCCUUUGUUUUUGGUAUUUCUUUUUUUUUUUUUGUGGAAAAUGCUUUCAGCUUCAAGUUUAUUAAGUCCCUUCAAAUAUUUGAAGGUUUCUAUCAUAUCACCUCUUUCCCUUAUCUACUCUAAACUAUGCAUAUUUAGAUCAAAGAGUCUUUCUUUGUAUGUUUUAUAUUUUAGAUCAUGUACGAUUUCAGUAGCCCUCCUUUUGACAUUUACUAGUUUAUAUAUAUUAUGCUAUCCGCCUCUUCUCCCCUGUAGCUCUUCAUGUUGCAGUUUUCUAUCGGCCCCCUGGCCUAUCAUCACAAUUUCUGAACCACUUUGAAGCCUGGCUUCCACAUUUUCUCUCUUGUAAUGUCCCUUCUCUCAUCUUGGGGGACUUCAACAUAUCCGUUGAUAAUCCUAACAUGCCUGAUGCCUCUAAACUUCUAUCCCUUACCACCUCUUUUGGCCUGUCCCAGUUGACAACAUCUCCAACCCACUCUGAAGGCAACUUUAUAGACUAGUCUUCACUAAUCUCUGUGCCGUUUCCAACUUCCUUAACUUUCCCUUUCUUCUCUCUGACCACCAUCUACUAACUUUCUCUUUUACUCUAGCUACUACAUCUUUGCAAGCCCCCAAAAAACUGCUACCUUGCAGGAAUCUAAAUGACUUGGAUCUCACAUACUUUUCCACUCAACUGAAUCCUCUGCUCUCCAACAUUUCAUUCCUCUCUUGCCCAAACCUUGUGGCUUUACAGUAUAAUUUGGCACUAAAAUCAAUGUACAUCAAUCACUCAAUGGCAACCAUGGCACACCAAACAGACCAGAUAUCUUCAGCGAUGUUCACGGGCUGCUGAAUGGCAGUGGAGGAAAUCACACACCUGUGCUGAUUUCCGGCAUUAUAAAUUCAUCCUUAAGUUCUACAACUCUGCGCUCAGCCUGGCCAAACAAGUCUAUUUCUCCUCCCUUGCAUCAUCUCACGCAUCCAACCCCAGAAAGCUGUUCUCAUCCUUUAACUCCCUUCUAUGUCUGCCUGCACCCCCGCCCACUACCAACAUCACUGCUCAGAUUAUUGCUGAUCACUUCAAAAAUAAAAUUGACACCAUUAGAAAAGAUAACUGCAAACCCAGCAAUCCUACCCAUCCCUUCUAUUACAGAGGAAGAAGUCUCUGUACUCCUAUCCUUGGCUCAUCUCACAACCUGCCCACUUGACCCUAUUCCUUCACAACUUCCUCCCUCUCUCUCUGCUUCACUAACCCCUACCCUAACUCAUCUCUUUAACCAAUCUCUCACCACUGGAACAUUUCCUGAUACCUUCAAGCAUACCUCAGUAAUACCAAACCUAAAAAAAAUCCCUUGCUUGACCCUUCCACCUCCUUACUUCCCUCUGCUUCAAAAUUAUUGGAACAACUGGUCUAUAAUCGGCUAACUCAAUUUCUCACAACUAGCUCCUUUCUUGAUCCACUACAAUCUGGUUUCCACUCUAAACACUCAACAGAAACCGCUCUUACUAAAGUAACAAAUUUUAUCAGCUACAGCAAAAGGCCACUACUCCUUACUAAUUUUUCUUGAACUGUCCGCUGCCUUUGACACAGUUGACCAUCCUCUCCUCCUAAAAAUACUACAUUCAUUUGGCAUUCAAGACACAGCCCUCUCCUGGUUUGCCUCAUAUCUCUCAAAAUGCUUGUUUUCAGUUUACCUUUAACAACAUAUCUUGUGAUCCUAUGCCUCUCUCAGUUGGAGUACCGCAAGGCUCUGUCUUGAGUCCCUUGCUUUUUCUCUCUCUAUACAUUCUCCCUUGAAAAACUUAUAGCCCCUUUUAGAUUCCAGUACCACUUAUAUGCUGAUGAUACCCAAAUCUAUCUUUCCUCUCCUGAUAUCUCUCCCUCUUUACUCAACCAGAUUUCCAACUGCCUCUCUGCAAUUUCCUCUUGGAUGUCGUCACACUACCUUCAACUCAAUUUGUCCAAAACUGAGCUGCUUCUUAUUACAUAGAAACAUAGAUAUUGACGGCAGAUAAGAGCCAUAGGCCCAGCAAGUCUGCCCCACCUUACCUAACAGUAUAAACUUAUCUAGUUCGUAGGAUAGCCUUAUGCUUGUCCCAUGCAUUUUUAAAGUCCCCCACAGUGUUUGUUGCUACUACCUCUUGAGGAAGUUUAUUCCAUAAAUCAAUCACUCUUUCUGUAAAGAAGUGCUUCCUCAAAUUACUCCUGAAUCUACUACCCUUUAGCUUGAGCUCAUGACCCCUUGUUCUUGAAUUUUCCAUUUUAUGUAAAAUACCCACAGCCUCA